CGGGGCGGAAGUGGCGUCGGCGGCGGGCGCGGGCCGGUGCCGCGGCGGGGCCUGCUGGGGACGCCGAGGCCCGAGAUGGCGGCGCCCGGGCUGCUCCUGCUGCUCCUGCCGCUCCUGCCGCUGCGCGCCCGCGCCGACGAGCACGAGCACACGUACCAAGAUAAAGAGGAAGUUGUUCUGUGGAUGAAUACUGUAGGACCCUACCACAAUCGCCAGGAAACAUACAAAUACUUCUCUCUCCCUUUCUGUGUGGGAUCAAAAAAAAGCAUCAGCCAUUACCAUGAAACCCUAGGAGAAGCACUUCAAGGAGUUGAAUUGGAGUUUAGUGGUCUUGACAUCAAAUUUAAAGAUGAUGUGAUGCAGACUACUUACUGUGAAGUUGACUUGGACAAGGGAAGAAGAGAUGCAUUUGUGUAUGCUAUCAAAAAUCACUAUUGGUACCAGAUGUAUAUUGAUGACUUGCCAAUAUGGGGGAUUGUUGGAGAAGCAGAUGAAAAUGGAGAAGAUUAUUACCUUUGGACUUACAAAAAACUUGAAAUUGGUUUCAAUGGGAAUAGAAUUGUAGAUGUCAAUCUGACUAGUGAAGGAAAGGUGAAAUUGGUACCAAACACAAAAAUCCAGAUGUCAUAUUCAGUGAAAUGGAAGAAAUCAGAUGUGAAGUUUGAAGACCGAUUCGACAAGUAUCUUGACCCAUCUUUCUUUCAGCACAGAAUUCACUGGUUUUCAAUUUUUAAUUCUUUUAUGAUGGUGAUCUUUCUGGUUGGCCUGGUGUCUAUGAUAUUAAUGAGAACUUUGCGAAAAGAUUAUGCAAGGUACAGCAAGGAGGAAGAAAUGGAUGAUAUGGACAGAGAUCUAGGUGAUGAGUAUGGGUGGAAGCAGGUCCAUGGAGAUGUGUUUAGACCAUCCAGUCAUCCUCUAAUAUUUUCAUCGCUUAUUGGUUCUGGCUGUCAAAUUUUUGCUGUGUCUCUUAUAGUCAUUAUUGUUGCAAUGAUAGAAGAUUUAUACACAGAGAGAGGAUCAAUGCUUAGUACAGCUAUAUUUGUUUAUGCUGCAACAUCACCAGUGAAUGGAUAUUUUGGAGGAAGCCUUUAUGCUAGACAAGGAGGAAGGCGAUGGAUAAAGCAGAUGUUCAUUGGAGCCUUCCUUAUUCCAGCAAUGGUGUGUGGAACUGCCUUCUUCAUCAACUUCAUUGCCAUCUAUUACCAUGCUUCAAGAGCUAUACCCUUUGCAACCAUGGUGGCAGUGUGCUGUAUUUGUUUCUUUGUCAUCCUUCCAUUGAACCUUGUUGGGACUAUUCUUGGCCGAAAUCUGUCAGGACAGCCUAAUUUUCCAUGUCGUGUUAAUGCAGUGCCUCGUCCUAUACCAGAGAAGAAAUGGUUCAUGGAACCAGCUGUUAUUGUUUGCCUAGGUGGAAUCCUCCCUUUUGGAUCAAUUUUUAUUGAAAUGUACUUCAUUUUUACUUCAUUCUGGGCUUACAAGAUCUACUAUGUUUAUGGCUUUAUGAUGCUGGUUCUGGUUAUCCUCUGCAUUGUGACAGUUUGUGUGACCAUCGUUUGUACGUAUUUCCUGCUAAAUGCAGAGGAUUACAGGUGGCAAUGGACAAGCUUUCUUUCUGCGGCAUCAACUGCGAUUUAUGUUUACAUGUACUCCUUUUACUACUACUUUUUCAAGACAAAGAUGUAUGGCUUGUUUCAAACAUCAUUUUACUUUGGUUAUAUGGCAGUAUUUAGUACAGCUCUGGGAAUAAUGUGUGGAGCUAUUGGUUACAUGGGAACAAGUGCCUUUGUUCGUAAAAUCUACACUAAUGUGAAAAUUGACUAAGGAAAUAAGAAAAUUGAACUAUGGAUCAGCUCCUGUUUUCCUGGGGAUGAAUUUGCACAGCAAAAAGCGCGAGAAGAGAUUUGGGUUUUAACACUGGGCACUGUAUGGGUCUCCAUUUCGUGGAUGGCUUAAAGUAACAUCUAUUUCAUUGAUCCUAGGUUCUUACUGACUGCUUUCUCCAACUGUUCACAGCAAAUGCUUGGAUUAUAUGCAGUAGGCAUUACUACAGUAUGUGGCUAAUCUUUCCCCCCCAAAAAACCAACAUCAAAAAAUAAAAAAACCUAGCUCAUUAAAGAUGAAUAGACUAGCUCUCUUCAGUGAAGAGGACAAACAGUUUGUUUAAAGCAUUUGUUCCAUUCAAUACAAAGAGGGAAACUUGGCUGCUAAAACUACUUGAUUAGUAGUCUUCCUGGUACUCAACAUUUCUAAAUUAUGAAAAAUGCUGUUCCAGAAAGAUUACUCUUCUGAUUUUUACUGCCAUUGCCAGAAUAGGAGGUAUGUUUUGUAUUUUCAACUCCAGGUGCUUUUUGGUUUAUUUGCAAUAUCAACUACCCUACACUCAUUUGUUUAAAAAAUAAUUUAAACAUAUAUAAAACUCCCAUAUGCAUGUAAUAUAUCAGCUAUUGCUCUAGUUGGACCAACUUCCCUUUAUUUAUCUUUAAAGUAAUAUCCAGCUACAUCUUAAAUCCAUCCAAAGAAAAUACAGUCUGAAGACGGGAUGUGUUCUCUGCAAUGCAAUUUACUGUACAGUUAGAAAGCAAAAUGUUAAAUGAAGAGGAUUGUUUGUUUUUUAAUAAACACUCUGAGGUCUAGAUUAAAACAAAACCAACAUUUUAAUUGAAUGUCUAAAGUGAUUCUCCUUUUUUCCAAGUUAGUCUUGCAUUUUUUUUUUUGGGUUUGGGUUGAAUGAAGAUUUUUCUUUAGACAUCAUACAAGGGGUAAUAAGUGUAUAUAACAUUAAAUAAUGUAACUUAGGUGUAGAUCCCAAAUGUAUUUGGAUGUACAGAUUUACUACAGAGUACUUUUUCUGAUGAUUCGGUGUAAAAAUGUGUGAAUUCGGGUGGCUUUUUACAUCUUGCCUGCCAUUGCAUGAAAAGUUGGGGUUUCUUCACAAUGUGUGUAUGUCAUGCUUUUCUGUUCUAUUUCUCAAGCUCUUACAGGAAUUAAAUUUGUAAUUUAGAACAUUUUAAUUUUUGUUAAUCCUAUCUGAACACUUUUGUAACAUCAAAAGCACAGUUGCUUUAGAGUGUUCAGAGAACUAAAAUAAACUUUUCAGACAAAAUGUUUUGAUUGUGAAAAUAGAUGAGUUUGCAAUUGAGAAUGUUUGAAAAGGCAAUUCUGCUGAGCACCAGUUUCUGUAUACAAUAUUAGUGUGGUUUUCAUCUAUCAACCCCCCCUGCUUUGAAUUCAGAAUUUGCUUACAACUGUAUUGUAUAAUACAACUCCAAAGUGAAUGACCAACCCAAAAAGAUUCUUCUUGGCUGUGGCGAAGUGUUUUGUGAUGCAGCCAGUGUACUGGGAAAAGUGGGGGUAAGUGUGGACUGAAAUAAAUGGGAAAAUAAAGGUUAAGUCUUUCUAAGA
Molecule: messenger RNA, 3402 nt
Organism: Passer domesticus (house sparrow)
Lineage: Eukaryota; Metazoa; Chordata; Aves; Passeriformes; Passeridae
Gene: TM9SF3
Product: transmembrane 9 superfamily member 3
Exons: 15
Coding region: 76-1821 (581 amino acids)
Biological process (GO): protein localization to membrane
Cellular component (GO): membrane
Source: RefSeq, a predicted model, not a curated record